Molecule: messenger RNA, 1092 nt
Organism: Australozyma saopauloensis
Lineage: Eukaryota; Fungi; Ascomycota; Pichiomycetes; Serinales; Metschnikowiaceae
Gene: CDC73
Product: Cdc73p
Exons: 1
Coding region: 1-1092 (363 amino acids)
Biological process (GO): transcription elongation by RNA polymerase II; positive regulation of transcription elongation by RNA polymerase II
Cellular component (GO): Cdc73/Paf1 complex
Molecular function (GO): RNA polymerase II complex binding
Source: RefSeq, a predicted model, not a curated record
AUGGAUGCAUUAAGGAAACUAAAAGAUACGGCCACAAAAGGCGAGGCCGUACAGUUGUUGACCUCGGCUAAUAACGAGGACAAGACUGAUUCUAUUAAGGACGCUUCUCAUGUUCAGUUUGGCUCAGAGCCAGAGCACUAUGCUUUGGACGAGCCUACUGAUGUUACUAUAGAUGGCAACAAACAAUCACUCCGGGCAGUUGUAUUCUGUUGGAUGCAUGACAAAUCUUCUAUUGUCGACUACAAAGACUCGUGUUUGCAAAACAAUGUGCCUGACUUCAAAUUCUUGGUCAAGGAGGAGCUUAACGCUUGGCUCAAUGGUACUUCCGACCAAUGCAAGUUCAUUGAACUGCCUGACCAUGGAAGCAACGGUUCCGAGGCAACCACUGGAAACGAGAAUGGUACACAAAAGAGAAAGGCUGCAGAUGACCCUAGAAUGGCUCGGAUUGCACAGUUCGAGAUCAACUCGCUCGACCACAAUGCAGCAUUGCACGGAACCAAGAAUGUCAUGCUAAAAAAUCUCAUAUCUGAUGCUAAGAAGUUUGCUUCCCAGUUGAAGAAGACUAAAUUGUCCAAGACGCCAACGACUUCGGUAGCUAGUGCAAAGAAACAGCCGAUCAUCAUAGUAUCGCCUGCCACCACCGCACUCCUUUCGCUCACAAAUAUUAAACAAUUUCUUGAAGAAGGUAAAUUUGUUGAGCCAUCUUUGCAGAGAGUUGAGAAUAACGUGGUCACUAUUGAAAGGCCUUCGAACAGAUUUGUCAGUCCUGCUCAUUCUAUCAUGGUGGUCGACAACGUUGACUUAUUUACCAAGCCCGAGUACUGGGAUCGUGUGAUUGCUAUUUUCACUACUGGUCAAGCUUGGCAAUUCGCUAAGUACAAGUAUUCAAAGCCCGAGAUUCUUUUCCAAAAGUACCCAGGUUUUUAUAUGAGUUAUCAAGGAGAUAUAGUUCCCAAGCAGAUCCAUGACUGGAAUGUCUCUGUCGUCAGUGUCGAUAGAGGUGAAAAGAGGUUCCGUGACAAGAUGAUUGUCAAGGAUUUGUGGAUGCAGUUGGACAAAAUUCUUCUUGCAAGAAACUACGGUGUUGAAUAG